UUGUUUUGGGCUAUUAACAAAACAUCAACAAAAUUUGGUGAACGAAUGCUCAAAAAGUGGAUUUCUAAGCCUUUAAAAUGCCUAAAACUCAUAAAUGAAAGAUUAGACAUUGUUACUGAAAUAAUUCAUUCUGAUUCAGUUAUUUUUAAAGUUAUCGAAAAUACACUUUAUAGAAUGACUGAUUUAGAAAAGAUUUUGUGUUCUGUUUUACACGGCAAGUGCAGCUGUUGUGAUUUUCUCAAGUUAAUUGAGGCAUUUGAAAAAAUUAGAAAGGAGUUCCUUGCAGUGUUGGAUAAAAUUGGUACAGAAAUUCAAACAGAAAAGCUGAAAAUCACUUUGAUGGCUAUUGCGAAUCAACUUCAGCACAUUGAAGAAUUUAAAACCAAUAUCAAUCCUGAAGCUGCAAAGUAA
This is a messenger RNA of Uloborus diversus, 411 nucleotides long. RefSeq names its product DNA mismatch repair protein Msh3-like. Bases 46 to 411 code for a protein of 121 amino acids. The record is from RefSeq and is a predicted model, not a curated record. Gene Ontology annotation, biological process: mismatch repair. Gene Ontology annotation, molecular function: ATP binding; mismatched DNA binding. NCBI's taxonomy places the organism in Eukaryota, Metazoa, Arthropoda, Arachnida, Araneae, Uloboridae. The transcript has 3 exons.